Molecule: messenger RNA, 838 nt
Organism: Anolis carolinensis (green anole)
Lineage: Eukaryota; Metazoa; Chordata; Lepidosauria; Squamata; Anolidae
Gene: ggct
Product: gamma-glutamylcyclotransferase
Exons: 5
Coding region: 218-814 (198 amino acids)
Molecular function (GO): gamma-glutamylcyclotransferase activity
Source: RefSeq, a predicted model, not a curated record
GCCAAUCGGGUGGCGCCUUCGAGAAGGUUGCCGGCAGGUUUUGGCUGCUAGUUGCUGGAAGCGAUUUCUGUACCGAAGAAGGAAGAGGCCGAUUCAGGGGAAUCGAGGAGAUAAGGGCGGUCGGGUCAGUUUGGGCCCAGAAGAGGACUAGGACCUUAUUCUGGGCUAAAGAAGGAAAGAGGUUUCAACUCCGGUAAAACGGACUCCUUCCUAAGAGAUGGAAACUUUACAGACCUGUGCUUGUUCUGGACCAGGUAGAGAUUUGGGCAUCCAAAACUGCCUAAAUGGAACCUUCCUAUAUUUUGCCUAUGGUAGUAACUUGUUGCGGGAGAGGAUAAUGUUAAGAAACCCGUCUGUGGCUUUUCUCACACUGGCACAUCUUCUGGAUUAUAAACUUGCUUUUGGCUCUUAUCAAGGCAAACCAAGUUCGUCUUGGCAUGGAAGUACAGCAACUAUUGUUUGUUCUCCGGGUGAUGAAGUCUGGGGAAUAAUAUGGAAAAUGAACACUACUGACUUAUGUUCUCUUGAUAAACAAGAGGGCGUUGAAAAUGGUAUCUAUGUCCCAAUGGAAGUGACCGUUACGUCUCAAGAAGGGAAAGUAUUUAAUUGUCGAAGUUACCAAAUGGAUAAUUAUGUUUCUGGGCUUCCUUCUCCACACUACAAAAAGGUCAUCUGUAUGGGUGCCAAGCAGAAUGGUUUGCCAGUCGACUAUCAGAAGAAAUUGGAUUCUAUAGAGACAAACAACUACGAAGGACCUGUGCCGGUGUUUGAUGAAAUUAAAGCUGCUCUCAGUGCAUCAGGGGCAGUAGAAUAAAUAACGGAAAAUAUUUAAAAAAUA